Molecule: messenger RNA, 1862 nt
Organism: Lymnaea stagnalis (great pond snail)
Lineage: Eukaryota; Metazoa; Mollusca; Gastropoda; Lymnaeidae
Source: the annotation of a GenBank genome assembly
UAUGCAUUGGACCGUCUUCAAAAACAGGCCGUUAUUUUAGACAAACUCGUGGAGAUGGCCAGAGCAGGGCAAGAUGUUGACCUACAUGCUGGUAAGUUUGAACCAUAUUAUUAGGCACUUCCGAGCUUUAUCUUUAUGCUAAAUAUCUUUAAAUAACUUUUACCGAUUUGGGAAAAAAAAUGAUUUGAAGGUUUUCAGCUGGCAUGGCAACGUUCUCCUCAUGUUUCAACAUGUCUCUUGACUUGAUACAAAUGGAUGGAUCUGAUUGAAAACAAAACAUUCACUGCCAUCACUCGUGUUCAAGACAAAACAUUCACAAUAAAACCUUUCAGUUCAAAAUUUUCAUCACUUGUGUUCCAGUGCUAUUAGAAGAAACGAGUGACAAGACACUGAGAGAAUUGUGGGUAUUGUGUGUUGACCAGACGCCACUCUACGUCCACCCAGAAAAAAUCAUCUCUGUCCUUGAGAGCAAAUUUGGUCCCAAGAUGGCUGAACAUUUUGACAUCAAGCCAACCAGAGGUUAAUACUUGCACAUUUCUUUUUUGUUGACCAUUUCCCUAAUCUCAGAAAUGUUUUAUAAAACAGAAUUUUAUUAAAGGUGAAAAAUUUCAUAAAAGAUUUUUUUGGUCAUCUUAAGAAUUGCUUUGAAAAGAUUACUCGAGAGCCUCUAAUCAUAAAUAUUUGUAUUUCCUCCAGUUUUCCACCAGCUGAUGUCUCGUGUCUUAGACGUUCCGGCCUACGUCCCCGAUGUCGGAAAGACUUCAAUCAUAACACUGCAUCAGUUUAUGAUGUACUUCAAAGAUGGUGAAGGUCUGGCCAAGAUGGAAGGAAUAGCACAGGAAUGUAAGUACAAAAUGGCUCUGUAAGAUUUGAGGCAUAUCUAUGUUAACUGUGAGUACACAUUGUCUGAUCAGGACAAAUUGCUGUUUAAGAUCAGAUGUAUUUCUAUGUUAAAUGAAAACAAUUAUUUUUCUUCAUUAUUCUAUUAUUGUCUUUUGUUUGUUCAGAUAUAAGGUGGAUUACUUGUGCUUUCAAAAGUAAGAUUAAAGGAUGAAAUCAAUCCUUUUUUGUAGAACUUUUAUAAAGGAACAGAUUUUUAGGCUUUUGCAGAAUUGUAAUUGAAAGUUAGUGUUAUGAUUGACUAAGGCUGGCAAGUUAGUGUUAUGAUUGGCUAAGGCUGGCAAGUUAGGGUUAUGAUUGACUAAGGCUGGCAAGUUAGUGUUAUGAUUGGCUAAGGCUGGCAAGUUAGUGUUAUGAUUGAUUAAGGCUGGCAAGUUAGUGUUAUGAUUGCCUAAGUCUGGCACGUUAGUGUUAUGAUUGAUUAAGGCUGGCAAGUUAGUGUUAUGAUUGGCUAAGGCUGGCACGUUAGUGUUAUGAUUGAUUAAGGCUUGCAAGUUAGUGUUAUGAUUGGCUAAGGCUGGCAAGUUAGUGUUAUGAUUGGCUAAGGCUGGCAAGUUAGUGUUAUGAUUGACUAAGGCUGGCAAGUUAGUGUUAUUGAAAAACAAUUGAUCCAAGAAAAGUUUAGUGAUAAAAUAUUUUAUUAUUACAGCGUUUGUUUAAAGAAACUUAUUGUAAUUCCAAGAAAAUAAUACAUCAGUUAUUUGAAACCGCGGUGACCAUAUGAUUUUAAGAAGACUUUCCUAAUCGUAGUUGAUUAUUUCAGUACGCCUCAUGGAUCGGCUAAGCUCAGGCUCAGUUGACACUGUCAUCAAAGCCAUUCUUACCUUGAGAGAGGAGUUACCUGGCCCGGCCUGCCUGAAAGGGAUGUGCAAGAUCCUGGCCGGUGGCAACAGAGAAACACAACAAUCCGCCAACUCCUAUCUUAGAAUAAUUCACAGAGACAAGACAAAGAGAGAUAAGGC